Molecule: messenger RNA, 1500 nt
Organism: Trichoderma virens Gv29-8
Lineage: Eukaryota; Fungi; Ascomycota; Sordariomycetes; Hypocreales; Hypocreaceae
Exons: 1
Coding region: 6-1199 (397 amino acids)
Molecular function (GO): hydrolase activity
Source: RefSeq, a predicted model, not a curated record
CUCGAAUGCAACAGAGUCAAACUCGGAAAUUAACAAGAUCAAGCUCCCAAGAUCAAACUCUAAAUGAAAUAGAGACAAGCGGAAUAAAGCUUCAAUCUGUAACAACCAUGUCAGCCAUUCCAUACGAGGAACACACCGUCACCUAUGGCGAAGACUCCAAGUCCAUCUUCUACCUCGCCGCAGGCCCUCGGCAAGGUCCCCUCAUCAUCUUCGUCCACGGCUGGCCUGGCAUCGCCAAAACAUGGCAUCCCCAGCUCCAGGCCUUUGCCAGCCUAGGCUUUCGUGUCGUGGCUCCCGAUAUGCCCGGAUAUGGCAGAUCAACUGCCUCCACCAACCCGACAGACUACGCCCAGGAAAAGAUCAUUCAGGGAGUCCUCGCCGUGCUUCACGACACAGGCCGAGAACAGGCCAUCUGGGUAGGCCAUGAUUGGGGCUGCGCUACCGUAUACAUCAUCGCAAACACCCGGCCCGAAGUCUGUCGAGCCGUCGCAGGGCUCGCCAUCCCCUACGGGCUCGUGGAGCGCGGCAUGACGGCGCUCCUCGCCACCGUCGACCGCCAUGUGUAUCCCAAGGACGAGUAUCCGUACGGCCAGCUCGGCUACAUGGCCUUCUACGAGCAGUUCUUUGACAAGGCGAUUGCCUUCCAGAACAAGAACCCGCAUAGCUUCCUGCGAUUUCUCUUCCGAAAGCCAGAAUGGCUCCCCGAGGGUGCCCCUUCGCGCCUGGCAAGCACCCUCAAGGACGGCGGCUGGUUCGGCGGCAUCGACAGCCCUCCUCCAGUGUCAGCCGUCAAGGACGAGGACCUCAUCAUGAAGCUUGACGUCUUCCAGGAGCUCGUGGCCGCCAUGGAAAAGACGGGCUUCCGGUCCGCUGGCUGCUACUACCUGAACCACGAGGCCAACGGGGCGUAUAAUCUCGCCAACAGCAAGCACGACGGCAAGCUUCUCAUGCCGGUGCUCUUCGUCUCCGCAAGAUGGGACAGCGUCAGCGACUCCGCGCGAAACCCAAGGGGCACCGUCUAUAUGAGGCAAAAGUGCGAGAAUCUGACGGAGACGAUCAUCGAGGCUGGGCAUCACGUCGCGGCGGAGAAGGCCGAGGACACGAAUGCGGCGAUUGCGAGAUGGCUGGUUGAGGAGGUCAAGGAUUGGUGGCCUGGGUUCUGGAGCAACAGGUUUGCGAAGCAGCCGUCAAGGACUUGAUAAUGGGUGAGCAUUAAUGUGGAACUUUCUUUGCAAUGCCAUUGAGUUGAUUAUAUAGUUUUGGAAGCGACUUGUCAUGGACACAACUGCUAUUCAUUCGUCAGAAUAUCUAGAGCGUCAUGAAUCACUAAUAGUAAAUGUAACUAUCACUUUCACAAAAACUCUUUCAAAAAAUGACCUUGUAAAAGGCUCAAUCUCUUUAAUCAAAAGGAAAACAAAUAAAUAUUACAACGCCAUGCCAUCUGUUCCGCAAGCCACUAUCGACUUAUGCAAAAAAUAAAAGUUUCUCCCUUUUCUCUUU